This is a messenger RNA of Trichosurus vulpecula (common brushtail), 423 nucleotides long. RefSeq names its product cyclin-dependent kinase 1-like. Gene Ontology annotation, biological process: G2/M transition of mitotic cell cycle; protein phosphorylation; mitotic G2 DNA damage checkpoint signaling. The transcript has a single exon. Gene Ontology annotation, molecular function: cyclin-dependent protein serine/threonine kinase activity; RNA polymerase II CTD heptapeptide repeat kinase activity; ATP binding. Gene Ontology annotation, cellular component: nucleus. The coding region runs from base 1 to 423 and encodes 140 amino acids. The record is from RefSeq and is a predicted model, not a curated record. Lineage: Eukaryota; Metazoa; Chordata; Mammalia; Diprotodontia; Phalangeridae.
AUGGAAGACUACACAAAAAUUGAGAGAAUUGGGGAAGGUACCUAUGGUGUUGUAUAUAAGGAUCAACAUAAAACUACAGGUCAGGUGGUAACAAUGAAGAAAAUCAGAUUAGAGAGUGAGGAGGAGGGCGUUCCAAGUACUUCAAUUGGAGAAAUUUCUCUGUUGAAAGAACUUCGUCAUCCUAACAUUGUCAGCCUUCAAGAUGUACUCAUGCAGGAUGCUAGACUCUACCUCAUUUUUGAAUUUCCCUCUAUGGACCUCAAGAAAUACUUGGAUUCCAUGCCUCCUGGCCAGUAUAUGGAUUCUUCACUUGUUAAAAGUUAUCUGUACCAAAUCUUACAAGGCAUUGUCUUUUGUCACUCAAGAAGAGUUCUUCACAGAUAUUUGAAACCUGGGCCAGUGUUUCUAGUCUGCUUUGUAUAG